Molecule: messenger RNA, 1095 nt
Organism: Medicago truncatula (barrel medic)
Lineage: Eukaryota; Viridiplantae; Streptophyta; Magnoliopsida; Fabales; Fabaceae
Product: F-box protein SKIP23
Exons: 1
Coding region: 1-1095 (364 amino acids)
Source: RefSeq, a predicted model, not a curated record
AUGGAGGAGGAGGCAGACUGGUCUGAACUGCCACAGGAGCUUCUGAAUCUGAUAUCGCAACAAUUCGACAACGAAAUCGAUCUCAUUCGCUUCCGAUCAAUUUGUACCAAUUGGCAUUCUUCUUCCAUCCCAAAUCACCACCGUAACAUUUUAACCAUCAAAUUCCCACUAUACAUUGAUUCCAUCACAAACAAAACUCCAUUCUCUGAUCUCUCCAAACACGGUUUCUUCAUCAUCAAAUCACCACCACAAUCCCUAAUUCAUCCUUGGUUGACUAAAAUAACACAAAACUCCACUGGAAAAAUCAAACACUACCUCCCAUUCCGCCGACAUUCCUCACCUUCUCCUUCUCCCGUCUUUGAUUUCAACAACUUCUCUCUCAUUCAUCUCGUAACCAACUUCAUCUAUUCACGUCACAACACAGAAUAUGCUCUUUAUGGCUGCGUCAAACCUGCCAAAGUCGUUGCUGCCACAUCCUAUGGAAAUAAACCUAUCAUCGUCGCCUCAUUUAACUGUAAAGGAGAAGAACAACUGGUAGUGUUCAAAUGCGGCGAUGAGAAUUGGAAGUUUAUUCCUGAAAUGUCAGUCUACUUUGGAGAUAUCCGUGCUUUCAAAGGUCAGUGUUAUGUGGUAGACAAAACUGGACAGACUGUUACUGUUGGACCGGAUGACUCAACUGUUCAGUUAGUGGCUGAAUCUUUGCUUGCUGGCGGGGAUAUUAAAUUCCUAGUGGAGAGCAAGGGUGAUUUGUUGUUAGCAGAUGUUUACAACCGUGAUAUUGAUGAUUAUGAUUAUGAUCGUGCCAGGAUUGGCAGGAUUGACAUGUUUAAGCUUAACGAAAAGGAGAAGAAGUGGGUGAAGUUGGCGAAUUUAGGGGAUAGAGUUUUGUUUUUGGGGUCCUUGUGUUCAUUUUCUGCUUCUGCUUUGGAUUUGUGUGUUCCCAAAGGGAAUUGUGUGAUCAUUAUGGAUGAUAUCUUCACUUGUGAUCCUUCUAUGGGCUAUUUUUUGGACUUGGAUGAUGGUCGACCUUUGCCUUUGUUCGAUUAUCCUGAAUAUUCUAAAUUGUUCUGGCCACCUCCAAAGUGGAUGGUCUAA